Molecule: messenger RNA, 2120 nt
Organism: Colletotrichum scovillei
Lineage: Eukaryota; Fungi; Ascomycota; Sordariomycetes; Glomerellales; Glomerellaceae
Product: LPXTG-domain-containing protein
Exons: 3
Coding region: 74-1714 (546 amino acids)
Biological process (GO): transmembrane transport
Cellular component (GO): membrane
Molecular function (GO): transmembrane transporter activity
Source: RefSeq, a predicted model, not a curated record
CGACGGCUUCUCUACCUGGGCUAUUCCUGACUUUCGUGGCUUGAGAAAGGGACGGGGUACAAGGGUGGCAAUCAUGGCAAAAGCGGACCUUAUUGAGAUGCAGCAGCAAAAGGGCGGCUACGACGCCGUCAACACGACGAGCUCCUCGGGCAACAUAGACGACGGCACCAAGAAUAUCCACCACGAGAGCGGCGCCUAUCCGUACACGACCGAUGGCAGCACGGGCGAUUCGACGCUGAGGCGUCUCUUCUCCUUUUGGCAACUAUUAGCCUUUGCCCUGAUCUUCAUGUCCUCGUGGGAGGUCAUGGCAAUGGACAUGGGAGCGACGUUCUAUAACGGCGGACCGCAGACGCUGGCGUGGGGUAUUGUUCUCGUCGUCGUCGGCGCCAUGGCGCAGGCGCUUUCUAUGGCUGAGCUUGCGACUAUUCAGCCCAUUGCGGGUGCGCAGUAUCACUGGACGCAUUUCCUUGCGCCAGAGAAGCACCGGCGGUUCAUCACGUGGAUGCAGGGCUGGGUAACUUGGUUCGCCUGGGUCUCGGCCCUCGCGGGCUCCGCCGCCUCGGAAGCAAACAUCAUGAUCGGCCUCGUCAGCACAAACUACCCCUCGUACACCUUCCAGCCCUGGCACAUCACCAUGGUCAUCAUCGCUCAGCUCGUCGCCUGCGCCCUCAUCAACAUGUACGCCUUCCGCACCAUCCCCUGGAUGGAGCUCCUGGCCGGCGUUUUACAUGUAGUCCUCUGGCUCGUCUUCGUCGUCGUGCUGUUGACGCUCGCGCCCCGCGCCUCGGCCGAGUUUGUGUUCUUCGAGCGCACUGUUUCUUCGGGGUGGACGAAUGGCUUUGUGAGCUGGAACAUCGGCAUGUUGGUACCCGCGUGGGGGUUCAUUGGGUUUGAUGGCGUCGUGCACAUGGCGGAGGAGACGAAGAAGGCGAAGCAGGCUGUUCCGCGCGCGAUGCUGUGGACGAUUAUACUGAACGGCGUGCUCUCGUAUGGGAUUAUCCUCGCCAUCCUGUUUGGCAUGGGCGGCGACCCGGCCACGACGGAGGCGAUUCUGAGCUCCGACUACCCCAUCAUCCCCUUACUCUUCAACGCCGCGGGUCCCGCAGCCGGCACGGCCAUGGUUGUCGGUCUCCUUGUCAUCACCUUUUGCGUCGUCGCCGCCUCGCUGGCGUCCGUGUCGCGCAUCACAUGGGCCUGGGCCCGCGACGGCGGCCUGCCGCGGUACUUUGCCAAGAUCCACCCGACGCACCGCGUACCCAUCCGCUCCGUCUGGCUGCCGUGCGUCAUCGUUACCUGCCUGUCGCUCUUCACGGUGGGCAACAACGCGACGGCGACGGUGUUUUCGGCGUUUACUGCGCUCUCGUCGCUGGGGCUGUACGGGUCGUACAUCAUUGCCAUAUCCUGUAUGCUCCACGCACGGCUGACGGGGCGCAUCGGACACGGGCCGGGGUAUCAGGUGCAGUAUGGCGGGUGGUCGUUGCCGAAGGGGUGGGGCACGCCGAUUAAUGUGUAUGCGCUGCUGUGGUCGAUGUAUUUGAGCGUGUGGUUGCCGUUCCCGCAGACGAUUCCGGUGACGGGGACGGAGAUGAAUUAUGCGGGGCCGAUUUAUGUCGUUGUUGUGGUUGGGGCGGUGAGUUUGUGGUUUACGUGGGGGAAGAAGCAUUGGCCUGGGCUGAAUAAGAGUGCCAUUGAUAAUGUGGUGGCGUAUAACUGAGGGCGAUUUGAGAGGAGAAAGUCUGGUUCAAACCAGACUUUGUAGAUGAUGAGUUAUUAGACUACAAUAGAGCAUGGUGAAACUGCACACUGCAAGUGUUCUAUCGUAUACUUUGACUCAAGUCUUCGAUGGAAUUCAUGGCAUGAAAGGUAGAAGUGAAAGUGAUGGGUUGCUUGAUCUGGUGGAUCUCAGUACGAAUGGUUUCGAGACUUGGCAGCCGGUGGCUCUCCUCGUUGACCGUGUCCUCAAUAGACAUGGCCAACCUAUUCUCAUUGCAGAAAGCCGGUGCCUAGGAAUUGCACGCGGCCGUGAUGGCUGGCUACAUCAGGCACCGGCGGCCUGGGUAAGAGCAUUGCGUACGUGGGCCACGAAUGCCACGCUGACAUGAGGCGAGAAGUGGCAUCUC